Molecule: messenger RNA, 921 nt
Organism: Necator americanus (New World hookworm)
Lineage: Eukaryota; Metazoa; Nematoda; Chromadorea; Rhabditida; Ancylostomatidae
Exons: 3
Coding region: 1-921 (306 amino acids)
Source: RefSeq, a predicted model, not a curated record
AUGAGGAACAUUCCUCAGUCGGAUGUCCGGAAGUCCAGAGCUGUUAGGGACAUCGCAUUCGACUCUGAUCACCGUCCAGUUCUUCUCAACCUUAACAUACGGUUUCAUAAGAGGAACCGAGGAAUUCUUUCUCAACCGAAAAUCGACAUGGCAAGUCUGAAAGACGAUAAAUGCAGAACAAAUUUCCGCCAACAUCUAUCUAUUUAUGUUGGAGAAUGGACCAGAAAGAAGCUUUGCGAUGCGGAUUCCUUCACAAAAUGCAUCCGGGACGCUGCAAGGGAAACACUUCCGGUUCAAAUGCUGCGGAGGAAGUUUUCCUCUGCAUCUGCGGAGACAAGACGCACAUACAAUUCUGUAUGUGCCGCCCGCAGUACUGUCCUCAACACUGCCAGCAGAGUGGCUGUCGGUGAAGGAACCCUUCCAAUUUGGAGGGACCACUUCAAGACCUUGCUGAACCGGCGAGCGCUGUCAGUUGCUCAACUCGAGCACGUUGAUAGACCGACAGAUGCGGUUAACCAGCCAUUUUCGGCUUUCCCCAUCGAGCCCGCCUUCUCAACGCGCUCAGCGCUGACGGGGUACCAGGAAAGUUCAUUCACUUGCCUGAUUACAUGGAUCAACGAACGACCGCUGCAGUUCGAACACCAGCCGGAUAGAAAACCGUUUGAGGUGGUAACGGGAGUAAGACAAGGGACAACGGCAAGACCUUGUUCAACUUCGCUGUCGAUGAGAUCAUGCGAAGAAGAAGUCGAAGAGUGUCCUGCCGACAUUGUCUUAGCACAAUCAGAAUGCUCCUUGACAGAUCUCGAGAACGCCGACGAUGUUAUUAUAUUCGCAGAAAGCAGUACGAAACUUCAACAUAUUGUCAACCUUGUAUGUAACCUCGAAUCUGGCUGCAGCCCAUGGACUACGUCUCCGGCCUGA